Knipowitschia caucasica is the source of this 1200-nucleotide messenger RNA. The record is from the annotation of a GenBank genome assembly. NCBI's taxonomy places the organism in Eukaryota, Metazoa, Chordata, Actinopteri, Gobiiformes, Gobiidae.
AUGCCUAGUUGUCUCUGCAUUCUAUUGACAGGACUGUCUUGUGUCCUGUGGAAUGCAGUUAUGGGUUUUGAUGGGCUGCGGUUAGUUGGCGGAGAUGAUGAAUGUUCUGGUCGCGUGGAGGUGCUGCGUCAUAAGCAGUGGGUAACAGUGUGUGACCAUGGCUGGGGCUUCAGAGAGGCACAUGUGGUGUGUCUGGAGCUGGGCUGUGGAUUUGCAGAGUACCCCACCCAGGGACAAGCUUUUGGGCCUGGCUCAACUGCGAUCUGGAUCAAACAUGUGCAGUGUUCUGGACAUGAGUCCAGUCUGUCACAAUGCUCUGUUAUCCUCGGUAGUGACCUCCAAUGCACUCACCAGAAUGAUGCAGGGGUCAAAUGCUCAGGAUCUCUUUUCAAACCCACUCUUGCAAUGGUUUCGCCCCAUACUGUGUUUUCUGUUGGGGAGUCCGUGCGCUUCAGCUGCCAUAUUCUGGUGGGACCGUCCCACGUCAGUGACUUCCACCUCCAUAAAGACGGAGUGCUGACUCCUCUAGUGACACAGAGAGUAGAGCAGAGCCAGUCCCGGGUCGAGCUCACACUGUCCGAUUUGGAGACGUUUCAUCAGGGCAGCUACAGUUGUCGCUAUAUGAUCAAGGGCAACUUCCCAGCUCAUCUGCUCCACUCCCCUCCCAGUAACUCCAUCAACAUCACUGUAGUGGAUCUUCUCACUCCUCAGCAUUGGUACAACACGUCACUGGAUGCACCGCCUGGCUCAGUGAUCCGGGGCCACAAUUUCAACAUCACCUGCUCCACUCUGCAGCAGUAUCCAGGAGCAUCUUUCCAGCUGCGUUUGGUCCGCACCAAUGGGACAGUGCGACACUCUCUACCUGCCCCUGCGCCCUUUGUUACUUUCACUUUUCCCAGUGCUCAGACUUCAGACGAGGGCUACUACUACUGUCUGUACAGGGUCCAGCUCGGAGGGCGUACCUUUGUCUCCAGAGAGAGUCAGCCACUGCCCAUCUCCGUCAGAGACCCAGACCCUUUGUUGAGUCCAUUGAUGAUAAGCUGGCUGGUGUCAGCCCUCACGUUUGUUAUAGCUGCCAUCUUUAUUCUAAUUGUCGCCAAAUUCCUGUGUAACAAACAGAAGAAGCCAUCUGAACUAGCACGAGAGACUCGAACCUGUGUGGACAACACUUAUGUUGCCUUAUCGAUAAACAAGUUAUGA